AAUACAAUAAUUGCUAUCAAAACAAACAAACAGUGAUUGAAAUGAGUGCUGACUUUAAUGAUAAGUCAAUUGAUUGUCAAAACAGACAAUUGUUGGAUGUUUUGAACAAAACGACUGCUUUUAUAACAAAAUUAUUAUCAUUGAAGACAAUUGUCGCACAACUGUCACCACAACUAAGCCAAGAACUACAAGAAUUGGACAAUGAGUUGAAACAUGUAUUGGAAAGUCAUCUUAAAAUACCAGUGUUUGUUACCGCCGAUGAUGUCAAUAACAACAACAACAGUCGGGAUCAGUUGGACAACGGCGGCGGCGAUAAUGAUAAUGACCACAGCGACGGUCAAUCGGUGAUUGCUAUUGAAGACGAUGACGAUAAGGAAGAAGGAGAAGACGUCAUCGAUAAGGAUAGUCAGACAGCGAAUACCGACGGCAACGAUGACCACCAGUCGGCGACCAGACAGAAAAUUUUCAAAUGUUUUGCUAAACGCUGUUACUUUGUCUUCAAUAAUAUCGACGAAUUGGUGGCACAUUUGCAAACGAGUCAUUCAAUCAUUCGUCAUCGGUGUCCAAACUCAGAAUGUUUGAUGCAAUUGUUUGAAUCGGAAGAUGAACUCGAAAAACAUCGGCUAAAGAAACACAUAGAUGACGGCCAUAUGGUUGGUGUAGUCAUAGACGAUAAUGAAGAUAACAGUGCGGUUGUCAAUGAUCAAGAAGUCGGCGGCGAAAGUCAAACAUCAGCCGACAAUAGUAGUCAGCCAUCGAAACCGACGGUCACGCGAUACAAGUGUUAUGUCAAAGACUGUGGCUUUAUAUACGACAAGAUUAAGGAUCUGUUAGUACAUCUGAAAUCUGAGCACUCGAUCAGCGCUUUUCGGUGUAGUGAUGAAAACUGUGUCAGUCAACUGUUCCCGACAAGAAAUGCCGUCAAAAAGCACCGAAUGCUCAAACAUUGUGGCAUUGGUACCGGCGAUGGAGGUAUUGGUAUCCAACUACUACAACAACAACAACAAUCGGGCCAAUCGCCAGUGAAUAUACCGUUGAUAAUAUUGCCGCCGUGGACUCAAUGUAUGAAAUGUAAUUACAAAAACUGCGGUAAACUGUUUACGAGCAAAGAGUUUCUGGCCCAACACAUCCAAAAUUUUCACAUCAAUAAUAAUAAGAAGAAGAAAAAUAAAAGUGAUAGCGAAAAGUCAACCGAUAGUGAAAAUGUUUGCAAAGUUUGCGGACUCGAGUUUACCGACAAACAGCUGAUGUGGUGUCACGUAAAGUCGCACGAGAUUGAGAUACAGUGCGGACAGUAUUUGUCAGAGUUUUCCGGUAUUUCCAACCAAUUGCUGGUGAAUAAUAAUAAUGUGGUCACCGACGGUAGGGCCCAAACGAUAGUGUUGACUACGACUGCAGGAACUACCGAUACCAAUGUCCAACCGCAGCACUGGAGAUGUUUGCUGUCCACCUGUAAUCAGCUAUCAAUCACUCGAUCGCAUCUCAUCGAACACAUGAAGAUUGUCCACUUUGUAGCACCGAUUAGCUGUCGGCGGCCACAGUGUCAGCAAAUGUUAUUCAUCGACAGAGUUACGUACGCCAAACACAACGACGAAUGUCACCGAACCAAUCGAUGUCCGUACGAGGGCUGUGUCUUCCGAACCGAACACAAGAGUGGACUCGACAUUCAUCUGUUGUCCCAUUCGGAUAUCAAACAGUUUUGGUGUCCGCGCGACGGCUGUGGCGCCCAAUUCAAGUACCGGCACAAUGUUGUACAUCAUUUGCGACGAGUGCACGACACCAGCGAUACGCUAAUCAAAUGCGAUUAUCCCGAUUGCGAGCGGACCUACAAAAACAUAUACGUUCUCAGAAAGCACAAGAAAGAGCAACACUCAAACAUUAGGGUCGUCUGCGAACAGCCGACUUGUGGCCAACAGUUUCGUACUCGGAAACAGAUGCGCCACCAUAUGAUUGUUGUCCACUCGGAUCGUGUCUAUCGUUGUCAUUGGCCGGGCUGUGAGUUUGAACAUAAAGUCGAUCGCCAACUGAAACAACAUAUACUAACACAUUCGGGUUUCCGGAGGUAUAGUUGCGACCUAUGCUCGUAUAGGACACAAUCGAAGAAGUUGUUAACUAAUCACAUCAGACGUCAACACGAAGUGGACAACGACAACGAUGCCGACACCAACACAUAACUCAAUAGUGUUGUUGUUUUUUUAUG
Messenger RNA from Oppia nitens, 2200 nucleotides. Its product is annotated as zinc finger protein 585B-like. The record is from RefSeq and is a predicted model, not a curated record. The coding region runs from base 42 to 2174 and encodes 710 amino acids. NCBI's taxonomy places the organism in Eukaryota, Metazoa, Arthropoda, Arachnida, Sarcoptiformes, Oppiidae. The transcript has a single exon. Gene Ontology annotation, biological process: regulation of transcription by RNA polymerase II. Gene Ontology annotation, cellular component: nucleus.